Molecule: messenger RNA, 2062 nt
Organism: Vombatus ursinus (common wombat)
Lineage: Eukaryota; Metazoa; Chordata; Mammalia; Diprotodontia; Vombatidae
Gene: HPDL
Product: 4-hydroxyphenylpyruvate dioxygenase like
Exons: 1
Coding region: 204-1382 (392 amino acids)
Biological process (GO): aromatic amino acid metabolic process
Molecular function (GO): 4-hydroxyphenylpyruvate dioxygenase activity
Source: RefSeq, a predicted model, not a curated record
GCCCGCCCCUCUCCCCACUCCUUAGGCCCCACCUCCGCUCACGCGCUGCUUUCAGCCCCCUCCCAGUGUUUCAAAGGCACUCUAGAGGACGACCCCGGCCAAACCGAGAAUCUCAGCUCUAGCAUCGUGAGACCUAGAGCCGUCUACUUGGAGCCUUCGGGAGACGGGGAGCUCACUACCUGUCGGGCUGCUGGUUUGCCGCCAUGGCUGUCCAAGUGGGCCGUCUCUGCCACAUCUCCUUGCACGUGCCCCGCGGCCAGCCCCUGGCCCGGGACUUGCAGCGUUGCUUCGGCUUCCGGCCCGUGGCCGUGCGGGAGUCCGGCGGCUGGCGCCAGCUGGCCCUGUGCAGCGGGGAUGCCGUGUUCCUGGUGAAUGAGGGCGCGCCGGGCACUGGGGGCAGCCGCGAGGGGCCCCUCUACGACUUGGACCCCGCGCACGCCGUGCCCACCGCCUCCAACGUGUGCUUCGAGGUGGCCGACGUGCGGGGCGCCGUCGGGGCGCUGCGGGAGCUCGGCUGCCCAGUGGCUGUGCAGCCCCAGGCCGUGGCCGACGCCCAGGGCACAGUCACCUACGCCGUGGUGCGCUCCCCAGUCGGUAACCUGAGCCACACCCUGCUGGAGCGGGGCGCUUACCGGGGGCCCUUCCUGCCGGGCUUCCAAGAAUGCGGCCGCCCGGACGGCGACGGCGACGGCCACAGCCAAGGUAGUUGGUUCAGCCACGUGGACCACGUAGCGCUGGCCUGCCCUCGGGGCAGCUCGGGCGCGUGGCUGCGCUGGUACCAGGAGUGCUUGGGCUACCGACGCUUCACCCUGAGCCCGGCCGAUGACCACCCUGAGCAGGGCUUGGAGAUCCGGGCUGGCCCGGCCGGGGGCCUCCGUCUGGCUGCCCUGCGGGCGCCCCCGGGCAGUGUGGCUCCUAUGCUGGUGCUGAGCGAAUCGUUGCCAGGCCUGCCGGUUGCCCAGGACCAGGUAGAGCACUUCCUGGCCCAGCACGGGGGCCCGGGCCUGCAGCAUGUGGGCCUCUACACUGGGGACAUCCUGGCGACAGCCCGUCGGGUGGCCCAGGCCAGCGGCAACCUGGUGGCCCCUCCUGCCACCUACUACCAGCAGGCUGGCAAAGUGGCCCAGAUCUUGGCUGCGGGCCAAGAGGUUGGGAGGCUGGCCGAGCUGGGCAUCCUGCUGGACAAGGAUGGAAGGCAAGGCCAGGGUACCAAUUACCUGCUGCAAGUUUUCACCAAGCCCCUGUUUUCCGAGGAGACCUUCUUCUUGGAGCUGAUCCAGAGGCAGGGAGCCACGGGCUUUGGCCAAGGCAACAUCCAGGCCUUGUGGGAGGCUCUGGAGGAGCACAUGGCCGCUUGCCAGCGGGCUGGGGAGCCCCGCUGAAGAAGAGAGCCUCCUCGACGGAGCUGGAUCCUGCUGCCCUGUCUUAUCUUCCGUGCCAGCCUUGGCUACAUUGGAACCCUCCUGGUGCAGAAGCCCAGCCCCCUCUCAGUGGUGUGUGGACACAGCCUUACCCACCUCUACUUGGAGGGGCCUGAGAGUCAAGGACCUGGUUCAGUCCUGUCUUCCUCCCACCCCCAGCCCCCGUCUGCCCUAUCCAAGGGCACUAGCUGAGUCUGUCUUUCCAACUUGAAACCCUCCUGGCAUCCUAACGAAUCGAGAUGGUUCACAUCUGAAUUUCUACUGGAAAGAGGUCCCAGGGCUUCUUCCUCAGUGACCUUGGACUUGAUCCUUCCCAGCUAUGGGUCCUUGUUUUCUCCUCUGGGAUAAAAGCUCCCUCAGGUCCUUCACCUUAAAUCCAGUGACCCCCUGACCUUAGCCCCACUGUCCCUGGCAAGUGCCUAGCCUGAGGUUGUACAGGAGCCUUCACCUUGACCAGGUGUAGUAAGAUUGGCACAGAUGCUAGUGCCUAGGAAGCUGCCAGGAGCCAGGCACCUGCCCAAGAGCCGCCCCUAAGUUAUAAGGGUGGGGGGCAGAAGGGAGGAGCCGCUCUGAACCUGAGGGGGAGAGCCCCUGGGAUCUGGGUGAGACAUUCUUGGGGGUGGGAAAGGGGGUCUCGCCGC